AUGUCUUCUGGUGAAGAGAAGCCCCAACCUGCCUCACAACUUGAUGGCAAAGCCGCUAAGACCACUGAGUUUAUUGUGCUGAACAUCUGUGGCAGGUUGUACAUCCUGGAGAAGAGCGAAUGCUGGAGCAACUGCCAUAGGAAUGAAGUGCUCCUCUCCUUCAGGCCUCCUCAGGACUCAGAAAAGCACAAGGUCUGUCUAUACGAGGCUGGUGAUGUCAAGGGCCGUAAGACAGAGAUCAUCGAUGACGAUGUGCCCAGUCUGUACGCCUACGCCUUCACUGACCGAGUUGGCAGCAUUGUGGUCAGCUGUGGCACCUGGGUGGGCUCCCACUGCCCAGGUUACCACGGCAGCCGCUACCUGCUGGAGCAGGACGACUACCGACACUUUAACGAGUACGGUGCCCACUUGCCCCAGAUGCAGAACGUGAGGCACAUCUGUGACAUGCAGUGGCGUCCACACAGCUGCUACACCACAGCCUCCAAGUAG
Electrophorus electricus (electric eel) is the source of this 489-nucleotide messenger RNA. It is a transcript of the gene crybb1l2, whose product is annotated as crystallin, beta B1, like 2. Gene Ontology annotation, molecular function: structural constituent of eye lens. Lineage: Eukaryota; Metazoa; Chordata; Actinopteri; Gymnotiformes; Gymnotidae. Gene Ontology annotation, biological process: visual perception; lens development in camera-type eye. The record is from RefSeq and is a predicted model, not a curated record.